Molecule: messenger RNA, 1812 nt
Organism: Monoraphidium neglectum
Lineage: Eukaryota; Viridiplantae; Chlorophyta; Chlorophyceae; Sphaeropleales; Selenastraceae
Product: gamma-glutamyltranspeptidase
Exons: 10
Coding region: 1-1812 (603 amino acids)
Source: RefSeq, a predicted model, not a curated record
AUGCCGUCAUACACCCAGUUCGUGGCGUCGACCACGGACGACUCCAAGCUCUCCUACGACUCGCGCCGCUCCUGCACCUAUGGCACGCAAGGCAUGGUCUCGGCGAGCCAGCCCGCCGCCGCGCAGGCGGCGCUGCGUGUACUGCAGUCGGGCGGCAACGCCGCCGAUGCGGCCGUCGCCGCGGCCGUGGCGCUCGCCGUCACGGAGCCGUGCCAUACGGGCCUCGGCGGGGACGCGUUUGCCCUCUUUUUCGACGCCAAAUCGAAGAAGGUCCUCGGGCUCGCGGGGAACGGCGCUGCGCCCGCUGGGCUGUCGCUGGAGGCGGUGCGCGCCAAGGGCGUCCAGGGCGGCGAGCUGCCCAUGUUUUCGGCGCUUACCGUGACAGUGCCGGGGGCGGCGCGGCUGUGGGAGGACGCGGUGGGCAGGUGGGGCUCUGGCAACAAGUCACUGGGAGACGUGCUUCAGCCGGCCAUCGAGCUGGCAGAGGGCGGCUUUGCUGUGGGGCCCACCACAGCAUGGACCUGGUCCAGGACCGCCUUCCAGAUCAUAGACCAGAAGUGCGGCGACUCGGCCGCCCCCCUCCUGGCGUCCGGCGGCCGCGGCCCCAGGGCGGGCGAGCUGCUGAAAAACGAGCCGCUCGCUGCCGUGCUCAGAGAGCUCGCAGACUCUGGCCCCGCCAAGGCCAUCUACUCUGGGCGCGUGGCGGAGGCGAUUGUGGAAGCCGUGCAGUCGCGGGGGGGCGUGAUGACGCUCGCUGAUCUGGCGGCGCACAGGACGCUGGUGGUCGAGCCCAUCAGCACCGAGUACAGGGGCGCCACCGUGUGGGAGGUGCCCCCGCCCUGCCAGGGCCUAGUAGCCCUAUUGGCCCUCAACAUACUCGAGGCCGACGCAGCCCUCGCCUCAAAGCCCCCGGGCUCCGCCGACCGCCUCCACUCUCUGAUCGAGAGCGUUCGCCUGGGUUUUGCCGACGCCCUCGCAUACAACUGCGACCCCGCCGCUGCCGCCGGGGUCGAGCCGCCGGCGCCCGUCGCGCCCUUGACGAGCGCGGCGGGGGCGGACGACGGGGUCGCCGCCGCGCCGCGGCACCCGCUUCUGGGAAGCCUGCUGUCAAAGGAGCGCGCGUCCGCGCGGCGCGCGGCGGCGUUCGACGGUUCCAAGGCGUGCGUCGCUUCCGAGGACGCGGCGCUCGGGCCGGCCCGUGAGGCGGCGGGCGGGGACACGGUGUACGUGUGCGUGGUGGAUCGGGAGGGCAAUGGUUGCAGCCUCAUCAACAGCAACUACAUGGGGUUCGGCACCGGGAUUGUCCCGAAGGGCUGCGGCUUUACACUGCAGAACCGCGGCCACAACUUCUCCCUCAACCCGGCACACCCCAACUGCCUGGCGCCUGGCAAGAGGCCCUACCACACCAUCAUGCCCGCCAUGGUCACCCGGAACGGGGAGCUGCAGGGCGUCAUAGGGGUGGUCGGCGGCACCGCGCAGCCGCAGGGCCAGGUCCAGGUGCUGUCCAACAUCCUGGACCUGGGCAUGAACCCGCAGGCCGCCCUGGACGCGCCCCGCUUCUGCGUCGAUCGCGCAGACUCCACCGUCGGCGCCGCGUCCGUGGCAGAGAGCCACGUGUUUCUGGAGGAGGGGGUGACCCAGGAAGCCGCCGAGAAGCUGCGGGCGAUGGGGCACGACGUGGUCGGGUGGCCGGUGGAGGGGCAGGGCCGCACGGUGUUCGGGCGCGGGCAGGUGAUCUGGCGGGACCUGGAGACGGGCGUGCUGUCUGGUGCCAGCGACCCCAGGAAUGACGGGUGCGCCAUCGGCUACUGA